This is a messenger RNA of Odontomachus brunneus, 3731 nucleotides long. It is a transcript of the gene Ythdf, whose product is annotated as YTH domain-containing family protein 3-like. Gene Ontology annotation, biological process: mRNA destabilization. The coding region runs from base 915 to 2705 and encodes 596 amino acids. NCBI's taxonomy places the organism in Eukaryota, Metazoa, Arthropoda, Insecta, Hymenoptera, Formicidae. The transcript has 3 exons. Gene Ontology annotation, cellular component: cytoplasm. The record is from RefSeq and is a predicted model, not a curated record. Gene Ontology annotation, molecular function: N6-methyladenosine-containing RNA reader activity; mRNA binding.
CUGCGAUCACAUACAAGAGGUCAGUGUACGUCACGUAGUUAUUGCUCGAAGCCGACGGAGGAAUUCGGUACGGUGAAUUCGUUCGCGGUUGAUUCCGGUCAGCGGGACAGCAACGGACGUCCUGGGACUCUCGCGAGCGGACCGAGGACAUUGUCGGUGCGCGGUCGGCUCGGCGGUGCUCGCUUCCGCAGGAGACACGGACGGCCACGUAGUGUGAGACUGUGCGGAGAGUGGAGAGCGCGCAGGGUUGCCCGAAGAGUUUGUUGCGCGCUCACGAGAGAGAUCACGGAAGUGCGUUGGCGCGUUCGUUAGUGCGCGCGCGAGUGUUCCGAGUAGAGACAACCGACGAGGUCGGUGUUACAUGUAGAGGCGUCGUAGCCACCGCCGCUAACUGCAUGUAAUCGCGCGCUACAUCCCUCCUCCUCCCCUCCGCCCGCCCGUCCUUCCGUAGCCGGUGCUGACACGGGCCGUCUAAAUCCGCACCCCGGUUCUACCGACCGACGACACGGGCGCCGCCGUCGCUCGACGCUGGCUGACGACAACGACGACGAUUACGACGAAGACGAGGACGUUUACGACGACGACGACGUCGACAACGACGACGAAGACGACGACGACGACGAAGACGACGACGACGACGACGACGACACGCAGGCCGCGCGACACAGGUUAUGUCAACUGGAUUGUCAGGCGCUGUCUCAAACCAGGUCAGUGUGUUGUGUUGACUACGCUACUCCACCACCAUCACCACCACCACCACCACCACCACCGUCGCCGUCGCACGCGUCUGCACACGGCAGACACCACAUACUCUCAGUCUCUCUCUCCCCCCUCUCCGCGUACGCGCCCCCUCCCCCGUCACGUCACAGCGAGGGCUGCCCUUCUAAAUUUUGUAUGUUUUUUCAUGCGACGGCAUGCAGCGGAUGAAAGGACAAACCGGCAACCAAGUGAGCAAUGGCCCUAAGGAACACCAGCAGCAACAACAGACGGAACAUGCCGCUGGCGAAGACACCGGCUUCGACUCGUGGCGAGGUGGUAACAAUGCUCAGCAUCACUCGAGUUAUCCGAUCGGCGCCGGUGAUCCGUACAACCCGUACUACGCCGGCACUUCGUUCCCUUAUCAGGCUUUCGGCGACGGUACGUGGUCAAACGGUACGGACCCGGUGGCCUUUCUGUCCGGCUACGGCGGUCAAAUAGGCCACGAUGCAUACGGCAUGGACGGUAUGUUCUCGGCGAGCGCUGGCGGAGGUUUUAGCGCGUUUGGCCAGCCGCAGUUUAAUUACUUCCACGGUAAUGGCGACUUCAGCGCUUGGGGUACACCCAGGAGGACCAAGUAUGAGGACUAUUAUCCGCGCGGCAAUGAAAGCUAUACCACAGCGAGCAGCACGGACAUCAAGACCAUCGAACAGAGCAUGCAAAGCCUGUCGAUCGGCAGCACCGGUGAGCUGCCGAGGCAGGAUCAGCAGCAUUCCGCUGCAGCGGCCGUGGCGCAGCAACAGCUCAAGCCGGAGCCGAAGGAGCCAAGAAAGAUCACGUGGGCAAGUGUAGCAAGCCAGCCGGCGAAACCGGUACCUCCGUUGUCGUCUACGCAGGGCAUGAAGAAGAAGGCGGGUAUGCCACCGCCGCCGAUAGUUCCGGGCAAGCACAACAUGGAUAUCGGAACGUGGGGCGAAGGCAAGUCUUCCGCGCCGCCGCCACCGACGGCUCCGCCGCCGCCGCAGGUGCAACCGCCGAUCCCGCCGCCACCGCCGCCCGUCCAGAGACAACAGAGACCGCCACCACCUCCGUGCUGGAACCGGCAGCCGACAGCAGCCACUCCGCCCCCGCCACCACCGCAAACACAGAUCCACGUGCCACCACAAUCACAGCAUCAACCGCAACAGCAACAUCAUCAACAGCAGCAACAGCAACAACAGCAGCAACAACAACAGCAACAACAACAGCAACAGAUCACACAGAAUCAGUCGCAUCCGGUACUUGACGAACUGAAGGUGAAAAAUGACUACAACCCCGUAGAGUUCGAUCAGACCGCGCCUGGGGCCAGGUUCUUUGUGAUCAAGUCCUACUCGGAGGACGAUAUACACCGGUCGAUCAAAUACGAAAUCUGGUGCAGCACGGAGCACGGCAACAAGCGACUGGAUCAGGCUUACCGGGAGGCGAGUCGCGAAGGCGCGCCUCUCUAUCUGUUCUUCUCCGUCAAUGGGUCCGGCCACUUCUGCGGCAUGGCGCAGAUGGUGUCACCGGUCGAUUAUCAGUGCAACAGUAGUGUCUGGUCGCAGGACAAGUGGAAGGGUCAGUUUCGCGUACGUUGGAUUUACGUGAAAGACGUUCCUAACGUGCAACUGCGGCACAUUAAGCUAGAGAACAAUGAGAACAAACCGGUAACCAAUUCGCGGGACGCGCAGGAGGUGCCGCACGCCAAGGGCGUCACAGUGCUGCGUAUUCUACACACUUAUCGUCACUCCACCAGUAUCUUCGACGACUUCGGGCAUUAUGAGCGCAGGCAAGCCGAGGAAGACCAGCGUAAAGCGCCGAGCAAUGUCAUACAGCAUCAUCAUCCUUCCGCCAAUCACAGGAACAGAGGUCACGCCUCGGACCUGCCCAGAGAUCAUCAUCAGCAUGGUCAUCAACCUCCUCACCUACAUCAGCGCAAGGAACGCGACGGUACUCGUGGCCGCGGUGGCAGAGGAAGCUCGCGCCAGUAGCGCUGGGUAUCGCAGAAAUGUCAUGUGAACGAGAAUCGACAUAAAGGGAGCACGCUGCGACUAAUUACCACGUCCUACCACUUACUACCUUUGCUUUCCCGGAUCCGCGAUGGGCUUCUGAUUUUCCUGUGACCGAACUUUCGUCGUCGAGAGGCCGCGUUAUUCUUACGUUUAAAGAUGAUUAAUCCGUAUGAGAUAACUAGCGUCGCGUCGACAUCAUCGUAAAUAAUAUGUAACCGCAAUUAUUAUGAGAGAGGAGUGAAGGAGGAUGAUGCACUAUUUCGAGGGAUAUUUGGCUAAACUCGCGCUGAUGAUCAUAAAAGAAAAAGAAGCGUAUAGUGUGGUGUUGCGUGCUAUUCAUCGAAAGGUGUUUCUCAAACGUACAAAUUAUAAGACGGAACAGAUAGAACGGGGAGAGAGAGAAAGAGAGAAAGAGAGCGCGUGAAAAAGAUAGAAUGGGAAAGAAAGAGAAGGGAAGAAACGAAACGCGGUAACAGAGGAGUACGAAAAAGGAAAAAAAAAGGAAACUGUAAUAUGUGGACUAAUCCUAAUGUAAUAAAAUGCUUAAACUUUUGUUGAAAAAUGAAAAAAAAAAUCUAUGCGAGAACACUUUAUUAUAUAAGCAAGUGUCAUUUGGAUCGGUUAUAGUUUUCAACACCGAUGAACAUUUAAUCUGGUGCCUGCAGCUACGAGAGGAAUCGAAUCCCCCCUUAAUUGUUAAUAAGGUGCAGGGGCUUGUUACAACGUUUUCAGUUGUAUUUAUAACCAAUCAUGCUUCACGAUGAAUUAUACAGAAAAAAAAUUAUUGGCGUUUAUUUUAGCGCGUAUUCUAUAUCUCUAUUGCGAAAUAUAUCUAUUAUUAUAUUAUGAACUACAGAAAAAUAAUGAGUUGAGGAUAAUAUAACGAAGUGAAAUAAUAUUGCAAUUAAUCUACUGUAAUGUACACGAUGACGACGAUAAUUAUUAUUAUUAUUAUUGUACCAUUUGAUGACAUUUCAUGAGAUAUGAUUCUUAUUGUUAAAUGCA